Molecule: messenger RNA, 621 nt
Organism: Prunus mume (Japanese apricot)
Lineage: Eukaryota; Viridiplantae; Streptophyta; Magnoliopsida; Rosales; Rosaceae
Source: RefSeq, a predicted model, not a curated record
AUGUGCACAGAAAAAGGUGAGUACUGCUGGAAAUGCUCUGAUACUGGCACCUACACAGCAGGUGACGAGUACCAAGAGAACCUCAACAGCGUCCUCUCUUCCUUUUCCUCCAACACCCAAAACAAUUCCGGGUUUUACAGUUCAUCCAGGGGACAAGACUCCAACAAGGUCAAUGCAAUUGCAUUAUGCAGAGGAGAUCUCUUACAGGACUCUUGUCAGGCUUGUCUCAACGACUCUACUCAUAGUCUCUUGCAAAAUUGUUCAACUCAAAAGGAAGCAAUCAUAUGGGCAGAGCGUUGUAUGGUGAGAUACUCAUACAACUUGAUAUUUGGUAUUGAACAAACGGACCCUUUUCAGCUUUUGCCUAGCCCAAACUAUCCUAAAAAUCCUGAACAGUUUGAGCUGGUGCUUACCCCCUUGUUGGGUAUUUUAAGGGACAGAGCUGCGUCAGGGAAUUCUCUUCAAAAAUUUGCAGCAGGGCAUGCACCUGUCCCUGGAGAUGAAACAAUAUACGCGCUUGCUCAGUGCACUCCAGACAUGGACAAGAAAAACUGCAGCAAUUGCCUUAACAAGACCAUCUUAGAUAUGUUGCCGUGGAAGGAAUGGAGGAAGAGUCCUUAA